AUGGCAGCACCUACAACUUUCGGCAGUUUCAGCGCCUGGGACUAUGUAGUUUUUGUUGCCCUCUUGCUGAUCUCGGCCCUGGUGGGAAUUUACCAUGCAGUGGUGGGAAGAGGACGUGAGUCAACCGAAGACUUUCUUCUGGGAAGCCAUCAAAUGAGCUCUGUGCCAGUGGCUCUCAGCCUCACUGCAAGCUUCAUGUCUGCAGUGACAAUGCUGGGGACCCCAUAUGAUACAUAUCACUUUGGGGCUGUCAACAUCUACUUUGCCAUCUCUUACAUGCUUGUGGUGAUUCUCAGUGCCGAGGUCUUCCUGCCAAUCUUCUACCGGCUUGGUGUUACCAGCAGCUAUGAGUACUUGGAGCUGCGGUUUAACAGAUGGGUUCGUUUAUGUGGAACAAUAUUAUUUAUGAUUCAAACAAUUUUAUACACAGGGAUUGUUAUUUAUGCUCCAGCAUUGGCAUUAAAUCAAGUGACAAAUUUCAACCUCUGGGGUUCGAUUAUUUCGACUGGAGUAGUCUGUACUUUCUACUGCACUCUGGGAGGUCUCAAAGCUGUUGUGUGGACAGAUGUAUUUCAGAUUGUCAUCAUGGUGAUUGGGCUUGUGGCAGUCAUUGUUCAAGCCAUAAUACUGAAAGGGGGCAUCAGUAAGGUACUGAAUACUGCUGAUCACGGGGGCAGACUAAACUUCUGGAAUUUUGACCCCAAUCCGUUCCACCGACACACCUUUUGGACGAUUGUAAUAGGAGGAACUUUCACAUGGACCGGGAUCUAUGGAGUGAACCAGGCCCAGGUUCAGAGAUACAUCUCUUGCAAAACACAAACUCAAGCCAAGGUUGCACUCUACCUGAAUCUGGUUGGACUGUGGAUUAUGCUUUUGUGCACAGUCCUGUCAGGAUUGGCAAUGUACUCUCUCUACUACGAUUGUGAUCCUUGGACAUCUGGGCAGGUCACAGCUCCAGAUCAGUUAAUGCCCUACAUGGUGCUGGAUAUUCUGGGAAGUUACCCAGGGCUGCCAGGUCUCUUUGUGGCGUGUAUAUGUAGUGGGACAUUAAGCACAGUUUCAUCCAGCAUUAAUGCGCUAACUGCUGUGACAGUGGAAGAUCUCAUCAAGCCUCAUUUCACAACCCUUUCUGAGAAAAGACUCGCUUGGAUUUCCAAGGCUAUGAGUCUGCUGUUUGGUGCAGUAUGUAUUGGAAUGGCUGGUUUGGCCUCACUAAUGGGAAGCCUUUUACAGGCAGCUCUCAGUAUUUUUGGAAUUGUUGGAGGACCAAUCUUGGGACUUUUCACUUUAGGCAUUCUGUUUUCCUGGGCCAAUUGCAUUGGUGGAAUUGUGGGACUCAUCUCUGGAUUUGCAUUUGCUUUAUGGAUUGAAAUUGGAGCUCAGAUCUGGCCACCACCCCCUGAGGUAACAAUGCCUUUGAACCUCAGCGUUACUGGAUGUAAUGUCAGCCAGUCAAGAAAUGAGACAUCAUGGGAGACCACUAUCCUUUUGACAACUCUUUCCAAAACAUCCAGGAAACACAGAGCUGAAGCAGUGAUGUCCUUGUAUUCUUUAUCCUACUUGUAUUUAAGCACCUUUGCAAUUUUAAUCGUUAUAAUCGUUGGUCUAAUCGUCAGCUUACUCACAGAAGGAGUUCCUUCAUUUGACCUGUCCUAUUAA
Hemiscyllium ocellatum (epaulette shark) is the source of this 1659-nucleotide messenger RNA. It is a transcript of the gene slc5a8, whose product is annotated as solute carrier family 5 member 8. Gene Ontology annotation, cellular component: membrane. The record is from RefSeq and is a predicted model, not a curated record. Lineage: Eukaryota; Metazoa; Chordata; Chondrichthyes; Orectolobiformes; Hemiscylliidae. Gene Ontology annotation, biological process: sodium ion transport; propanoate transmembrane transport. The transcript has 14 exons. Gene Ontology annotation, molecular function: organic acid:sodium symporter activity. The coding region runs from base 1 to 1659 and encodes 552 amino acids.